AUGAGAAAAUUCAAUGAUUUUCUUUCUUUCUUUCUUUCUUUCUUUCUUUCUUUCUAUUUAUCUAUCUCAGUCUGUUCGUAUCUAUCUAUCUAUCUAUCUAUCUAUCUAUCUAUCUAUCUAUCUAUCUAUCUAUCUAUCUAUCUCAUACAUGUGCUCUCGACCAGAGAAGACUUUGAAAUUAUGGGCGACGGGGAAGAAAUGUAUGCAAAAAUGCAGAAGCUAACAGAGACUUACCGAAAUCAUGGAAUGUUCAUAAUGCAGAUGGGAAUGGAACCUUUGCUAAUUAUUUUUCGGGCUGAAUAUAUGCAAAAAAUUCUUGGCAGUAGCAAACAUCUUGAUAAGAAUAGGGGGUAUGAAUUUAUACAUCCGUGGCUGCGAUUUGGGCUAAUUACAAGUACUGGGGAAAAAUGGGCAAAACGGAGAAAGAUGUUGACACCUUCCUUUCAUUAUAACAUUCUGAUUGAUUUUAUAGUGAUAUUCAAUGAGCAAGCAUUAAUCAUGUGUGAGAAACUAGAAAAACAUAUUGGACAAGAAGAGUUUAAUAUCUCUCCGUAUAUCACGCAUUGUGCUUUGGAUAUCAUCUGUGAAACAGCCAUGGGGAAACAUCUAAAUACACAGAAUGACUCGAGUUCCCAAUAUGUAAAAGCUUUACAUCAUGUUUGCGAGAUCACAAUGCAGCGCCAGAAAUCACCAUGGAUGUGGCCGAAUUUCCUCUUUUAUUUUUUCGGAGAUGGCCGCAAAUUCGACAGGUACCUUAAAAUUCUUCACGGAUUUACAAAGAGUGUUAUUGAAAACCGCCAAAAAGAAUAUAAUGAAAACGAGGCAAAGACAAUGGAGGAAGAAGUAGAUGAUGCUGACGAAUCAAAUUUUUAUAUGAAGAAAAAAAGACGUGCAUUUUUGGAUAUGUUACUUUACAACUGGCAUCGAGGUGAAUUGACGACAGAAGAUAUGCAGGAGGAAGUUGAUACAUUCAUGUUUGCGGGACAUGAUACAACAUCAGUUGGUAUGAUUUUACAAAAAGUUAACCAGGAAAUCGAUGAUGUCUUUGGUGAUUCCAACAGACCGGCCUCACCGGAAGAUCUGAAGAAAUUGGAUUAUUUAGGGAUGGCUUUGAAGGAGACUAUGAGAAUCUACCCGUCGGUGCCAUUGAUUGGAAGAAAAACAACGGAUGAUCUUGAAAUCGAUGAUUACAAAAUCCCCCCAAACCACUGGCUUACUUUGUUCAUUGGUAGUCUACACAGAGAUCCACAAUAUUUUCCGGAUCCAUUGAUUUACAACCCGGAUCGAUUUCUACCAGAAAAUGUCAAAAAAAGACAUGCCUAUUCAUUCAUACCAUUCUCAGCUGGUCGAAGGAAUUGCAUUGGUCAGAAGUUUGCGAUAGCGGAAGAGAAGAUUAUAUUGUCUUGGAUUUUCCGAAGAUUUCAGGUGGAGACGACACAGGCAGAAACAGACAUUCACCCAGAAAUGGGUCUGGUGUUGAGACCAAAGUAUGGCAUCAAAGUUAAAUUGACAAAGCGCGAAUGA
This is a messenger RNA of Acanthosepion pharaonis, 1524 nucleotides long. The record is from the annotation of a GenBank genome assembly. Lineage: Eukaryota; Metazoa; Mollusca; Cephalopoda; Sepiida; Sepiidae.